Molecule: messenger RNA, 3449 nt
Organism: Meira miltonrushii
Lineage: Eukaryota; Fungi; Basidiomycota; Exobasidiomycetes; Exobasidiales; Brachybasidiaceae
Product: putative DNA polymerase delta catalytic subunit
Exons: 1
Coding region: 102-3311 (1069 amino acids)
Biological process (GO): nucleotide-excision repair, DNA gap filling; DNA replication proofreading; base-excision repair, gap-filling
Cellular component (GO): delta DNA polymerase complex
Molecular function (GO): DNA-directed DNA polymerase activity; DNA binding; nucleotide binding
Source: RefSeq, a predicted model, not a curated record
UAAAGAUUGUCAAGUGAUACUCAAUGUUCAUUUCAUACCAUAACCAGGUCAAAUAGACAUCCCAACAGUCUGUGCCCUAGGUUUGCCUUUUUAUAGACAUCAUGGCUCCUGUCGCAACAGAUAUAUCCAACAAUGUGGGCGUUAAGGUGGAAUCUUCUCAAGGCUCCGUAUUGGCAGCCAAAAAGAGAAAGAUGGUCAACGGAUCAUCACAAGAAGCUCCUUCAUUUGCUGAUACAUUAAAAAAACUACAGGAAGAAGCAGAAGCAACAGGAGAGAGUAGCACUGGAGAAGAUUUAUGGCCAAGACCAAAUUUGGAUCGAAUCGAUCCUUCCGGUGAUCACAUCGUAUUCCAACAGAUUGAUAUUGAAGAACAUACGCAAGCUGGUCAAACACCUUCUAUUCGAAUGUAUGGUGUGACCGCAAAAGGAAAUUCAGUCUUGGUUCACGUUUACGGUUUCAGACCAUACUUCUAUAUCGCUGCUCCUCGUGGCUUCAGCAAAGGGCAUUGUCUCGAAUUCCAAAACAAGCUAAACGAUUUGUGCGGAAACAGGAUAGUGCAAUCAAUCGUCCUUUGUAGCAAAAAGAGUUUGAUGAACUAUAGCGGACAAGAUGAUGUGGCCUUCCUAAAGAUUACCAUCUCCGAUCCUCGACAGUUGCCCAAGGUCAGAGGAGCUUUAGAACGUGGUGAAGUGGCUUUCCGAGAUCUUAUCAAACAGGGAGAUAACACUCUGACAUACGAGAACAUCGCUUAUACACUACGAUUCAUGAUCGAUCUCAAGAUCGUGGGUAUGAAUUGGCUGCAAAUUUCAGCCGGCAAGUACAAAAUCCGACAAGGCGAGCAGAAAAUUUCAAGAGCUCAGCUGGAGAUCGAUUGUGAGCCAGAUGCUAUUGUUUCUUUUGCACCUGAUGGAGAAUGGUCAAAUAUCGCACCUCUUCGCGUUUUGAGUUUCGAUAUCGAAUGUGCCGGCAGAAAAGGAGUUUUCCCUGAGCCGCAAGAAGAUCCAGUCAUUCAAAUUGCGUCCAUGGUGACAAGACAAGGAGAAUCCGUUCCAUUUGUCAAAAAUGUGUUUACGCUCAACAGCUGUGCACCGAUUGUAGGUUCUCACGUUUGUAGUUUUGAGAAGGAAUCCGAUAUGCUUGAAGCAUGGGCACGAUUUGUGCAAAUUGUCGAUCCUGACGUCGUUAUCGGGUACAAUAUUGCAAAUUUCGAUUUCCCAUACUUGAUGGACCGAGCAAAAGUUCUCAAAGCGGGCAAGUUUCCCUAUCUAGGUCGUGAACUACAGACCAAGACAGAAUGCAAAGAUACUCACUUCUCCUCGAAAGCAUACGGAACGCGUGACAGCAAGCAUACUGAAUUGCAAGGACGUAUUCAGUUGGACAUGUUGGAAGUGAUGAGACGUGAUUACAAAUUACGUAGUUAUUCGCUCAAUGCCGUCUCCUUUGAGUUUUUGGGAGAACAAAAGGAAGAUGUGCAUUUCAGCUUGAUUACCGAAUUGCAAAAUGGUGGACCUGAAGCACGAAGACGUUUGGCCGUUUAUUGUUUAAAGGAUGCCUAUCUACCGCAGAGAUUGAUGGAUAAGCUGAUGUGUUUCAUCAAUUACAUCGAAAUGGCACGUGUGACAGGUGUACCUUUCAAUUACCUCUUAUCCCGUGGUCAACAAAUCAAAGUCAUUUCGCAAUUGUUCAGAAAAGCUGAUGCAGAGAAUUAUCUCGUCCCUUCAUUCAAAGGUGAAGGUAGCGAAGAUCAAUACGAAGGUGCAACUGUUUUGGAACCGAAGCAAGGCUAUUAUGAUCGACCUGUGUCCACGCUGGAUUUCGCCUCUCUAUACCCUUCCAUCAUGAUGGCACACAAUCUCUGUUAUACUACAUUGGUUACCCGAGCGAUGAUUGAACGUUUGAAUUUGAAAGAAGGAGAAGAUUACGUCACGACACCCAACAAGAAUUGCUUCGUAAAAAGUAGCGUACGCAAAGGACUUUUGCCUACAGUCUUGGAAGAUCUAUUGACAGCACGUAAACGUGCCAAAGCAGAUUUGAAAAAGGAAACCGAUCCCUUCAAACGUGCUGUGUUGGAUGGUCGUCAAUUGGCUUUGAAAAUCAGUGCAAAUUCCGUUUAUGGUUUUACGGGUGCAACUGUUGGUAAAUUGCCUUGCUUGGAAAUUUCCAUGAGUGUGACUGCAUACGGUCGUGAAAUGAUUGAAGCAACGAAAAAGAUGGUGGAAAGUACGUAUACGAUCCGGAAUGGAUACGAACAUGACGCAGAGGUAAUCUAUGGUGACACGGAUAGUGUGAUGAUCAAGUUUGGAACGGAAGAUCUGAAAAGGGCGAUGGAAUUGGGAAGCGAAGCUGCUGUCAAAGUAUCAGAAACAUUCACAAAACCAAUCAGACUCGAAUUCGAGAAAGCUUAUUGGCCAUAUUUGCUUAUCUCGAAAAAGCGUUAUGCAGGAUUGUAUUGGACCAAUCCUGACAAAUACGACAAAAUGGACACGAAAGGUAUCGAAACUGUUCGACGUGAUAAUUGUCGGCUUGUACAGACGUUGAUCGAUACAUGUUUACGCAAGAUGUUGAUCGAUCGUGAUGUCCAAGGAGCGGAAGAAUUCGUGAAACAAACGAUUUCGGAUUUACUACAGAACAAAGUGGAUAUGUCUCAAUUGGUCAUUUCAAAACAACUUGCAAAAGCAGAUUAUGCGGCCAAGCAAGCGCACGUUGAGUUGGCAGAGAAGAUGCGCAAGCGUGAUCCUGGAAGUGCUCCCGCUCUGGGUGAUCGUGUGCCUUUUGUGAUCGUUAAAGGUGUUAAAGGAGCUGCUGCAUAUGAAAGAAGUGAGGAUCCGCUAUAUGUGCUAGAACAUGGUGUGCCAAUCGACAGUCGAUACUAUCUGGACAAUCAAUUAUCCAAACCUCUCAUGCGUAUUUUCGAGCCGAUCAUGGGCAGUAAAGCAAGUUCUUUGCUAAACGGACCACACACUCGAGUCGUACAAAAUGUGACGUCCAAUGUGGGAGCAUUGAUGAAAUUUGCGGUGAAAUCUUCUACCUGUUUAGGAUGCAGAACACCUCUCAAAGAUCCAAAGCAGCCAGUCUGUGAUCGUUGCAAGCAUAAAGUGCAUCAAAUCUAUGCGGCUAAAUUGCAUGCUUCCAAUGUUGCCGAUCAGGAAUGGGCAAGGAUGUGGACGACAUGUCAACGUUGUGCAGGAACGGUAGCAAGUGAUGUUCUUUGCUCAAAUGCAGAUUGCGUAAUUUAUUUUCGUCGUAAACGUGCACAAAAAGAUGCAGAAGAAGCGGCAAAAACAUUAUCACGUUUUGACGUAGCAUGGUGAUUUUGUUUGAAUUAUCAUGAUUUUUAUUUAUUAUUUCUUGUAUUUACAAUAUGCUUUUCAACCGAAACCUAUGUACUUUUAUCCCAUCGCAUUGUCUUUUUGACAUUCAAUAAUUUAUUUCUUCACGGAAGAGCUACC